AUGCCAAAAAAAUCACAUGCAAUUUGGAACUCGUCGAGCAAAGAAUUCCUCGGCAGAACAUGGGACAGCUGGGCCAAGAUAGGCAUCUUUUACUUGAUUUUCUAUUCCUGUCUGGCGGCAUUCUUCGCGGUCAUGUUGGUCGGGUUCUUCCAGACGAUCGACCUCAAACAGCCAACACAACAGAACAUGUAUAGUCUUCUCAAGGCAAACCCAGGUUUCGUGAUUUUGCUUGAUGCUGAUUGGCUGAGAGUUCAAUGGUUUGCUGAUGAUUGCCGGCAAAACUUUCCACGAAGCAGAACAUACGCAGCUACAAUCUUCCCGACGAGUUGUGCACCUGAAAUGUAUGCAGCGCUGUACACACACAUCUCUGUCUGUACAAACAAUCAGGAACAGGUCUGUCGGGUCGGCAGGAGCAUGUUUGGAGAGGAUUGCAAUACAGAAAAAGCUUAUUCGUUUGAUGAAGGCAAACCUUGUGUCAUGCUGAAAAUCAACAAAGUUUUUGGCUGGGUGCCUCGCAGUUUCAACAAUAGCGAAUGGAACGACAUGAACAAUACACUGGCACAGGAAGCCAGGAAGAAAUUAGGAGACAGGUACGAUCCAAACUACAUCGGAGUAUCUUGCGAAGGAGAAAACGAAGCCGACACGGACAACAUGGGUCCUGUAACUUAUUUUCCUCGAAAAGGAUUUCCCUUAUCCUUCUAUCCUUACAGAAAUCAGGAUCAUUACAGAGUUCCCAUGGUUUAUGUCAAGUUUGAAGAUCCCAAGUACGGAGCAUUGAUUCAGGUAUGGUGCCGAAUUUGGGCUUCCAAUAUCAAACAUCACAAGAACGAUAAGGCCGGCAGUAUACAUUUCGAGCUGCUUAUUGAAUAA
This is a messenger RNA of Helobdella robusta, 870 nucleotides long. RefSeq lists its product as hypothetical. NCBI's taxonomy places the organism in Eukaryota, Metazoa, Annelida, Clitellata, Rhynchobdellida, Glossiphoniidae. Gene Ontology annotation, biological process: intracellular sodium ion homeostasis; potassium ion import across plasma membrane; sodium ion export across plasma membrane. Bases 1 to 870 code for a protein of 289 amino acids. Gene Ontology annotation, molecular function: ATPase activator activity. Gene Ontology annotation, cellular component: sodium:potassium-exchanging ATPase complex. The transcript has 6 exons. The record is from RefSeq and is a predicted model, not a curated record.